UCAACACGUCGAAGACUAAAAUCGGCUCAUUUCCGUUCCCACCAAGGCCCGCCCAACCAACUCUCGCGCGCGUUGUUGGCUCGUGAUGGAAGCGACGAUGAGCGAUGAUGGGGCCGAGGGGCGGCAGCGUGGCCGGCUCAAGGUUGCCAUUGUGGGCACGGGGAUGGCGGGACUCGUCGCAGCGCAUCGCUUGUCGCGCGAGGAUGUCGAGGUCCACCUGUUUGAAAGAGGGACACGACUGGGUCUCGACGCUAAUAGCAUCUCGGUUCCGGCUGACGGCGAGGACGGUGGGGAUCUGAGAGUCGAUGUUCCUAUGCGUUCCUUUAAUGCCGGCUACUACCCUUCCCUCUUGGCACUCUACAAUUCUCUCAACAUUGCCAUCCGACCCAGCAACUAUACCUUUUCCUUUUCCUCGGCACUCGCACCUUCGCCCUGGCUAAUCUACAAUGGACGGAACGGACUUCGUGGUCUGAGCCUGCCCUCCUCGAUCCGACCCUCGCUUCCGCCUUUACGGACCAUUGUCCGUGCGCCGCACAUUGCCGUCCAGAGCAUCGCAUCGCAAUUUCAGGACGUUCGGACAUACCUCGGUCUCGUUGUCACACUCGCCCUCUCGUACCUGCAGCUGCUCGUCCUUGCCUUCUGGCACCACCUGCUCGGGCAUUGCUCCGACCCGAGCCACCCGAUCACCAAGCAGCCGUUUGGCGAAUGGUGCCUGCAGCGCCGCCUCUCGCUCGACUUUGUUAACGGCGUCGUCCUCUCGCUCUUUUCGGCCGUCAUGACAUGCCAGCACGACGCCGUCCUCGCGUGCCCCACGUCUGAGAUCCUCAGCUACGUCGCCAUGACGUUUCUCCGCUCCCACUACCAGGUCGCCGAGGGCGUCCAGCAGGUCGAGGCUGCCCUGACAAAGGGGCUGGACUCAGAUCGCAUUCACACAUCCACGACGGUCAAGGGGCUCCACCCCACCAAUGCGCGCGCAAAGGUCUGCCUCGUCCUCGAGACGGCCGACCAAGAGACGCAGCUCAUGCACGGCUUCGACCACGUCAUUCUCACCACGCCCGCUCACCUCUCGGCCUCGCUCGUGGAAUCCUACAUUGACGCUCUCCGGGCACGGCGCAGGGUGGUGCCGGCGGGCGACGACGAAAAGAAGACGCUUGUGCAAGAAGAGGCGCGCCUCGAGACGGUCCUGGGCAAGCUCCUCUCCAUUCGCGUAGAGGACAGCCUCGUCAUCAACCACACCGAUCGGUCCCUGCUUCCCCUGAACCGGCGCGACUGGCGCGACCUCAACCUCGCCAGCCCGUCCUACUCGUCCUCGAGCCCACCGUCAGAGGAUGGGACGGACUCGUGCGAAGACGCGACGCUGGUCGACUCGCUACCGAUUCUCUCCCCGAUGCACAACAAGGAGCAGCAACAACAAGACGACGGUAUGCUCGCCAAGGACGGGCGAACAAGCCCGUACGGCGGGAUAGCGAGGCACACGAUGGCUACCCAUGUCGUCUCGAGGCUCCGGUCAAAGGGCCAGCUGCUCCUGCAGACGACGAACCCGCUGCCUGGCUCGACGCCGCGGCCGCAGGAGGUGCUGAGUGCCAGCCGGUUCCAGCGGGUCAUGACUCCCCCAAAGGCGCUCCUGAGCGGCCUCUUUGACUGGCGCCCUUCUCGUCGGAGAAGACGCUCGUGGGGGGAUCGAGGCGCGCUGGGCGAGCGGCUCCUUUCGAUUGCCUACGCAUGCAUGCCCGUGUCGAAGUGGGAGAUGGUGGCAGGGGAACUGCAAGGGGGGCAAGAGGGCAUGCCUGGCGUCUGGUUCUGUGGUUCAUAUAGUUACGGAAUCCCGCUCCUCGAAGGCUGCGUCGUGGGCAGCGACCUGGUCGUCGAAAGCAUCCUGAGACGCACACCAUAAUGCUAAUGUCUAUUUAUUAUACGAUGUUUGUAAGGUCUGCAUCACUCUCUGCCUUCUUCCACUUUCUUCUCUUCUGUGUGUCAAGG
Molecule: messenger RNA, 1980 nt
Organism: Acaromyces ingoldii
Lineage: Eukaryota; Fungi; Basidiomycota; Exobasidiomycetes; Exobasidiales; Cryptobasidiaceae
Product: FAD/NAD(P)-binding domain-containing protein
Exons: 2
Coding region: 86-1894 (602 amino acids)
Molecular function (GO): oxidoreductase activity
Source: RefSeq, a predicted model, not a curated record